CGCUUUUGGUUCCACGCAACUAAUAUUUGGUUAUUUAGCAGAUGCCUUAAAAAAAGGAGGAGCAGAAAUCUUAAAAAAUAAUGCUGGUAGUUUUCUACUUCGUUUGCUUACCUUCGGAAUAACUAUUUACUUGCAUAUUGCCAUUGGUAUUUACCUUGAAGAACUUUAUACUUCUCACUUACGGAAAAAAAUAACUAAGAAAUUUCUCUCGGCCAACUUUAAUCAAGCUCAAAAAGAAAAGUUUAUUCUGUCACGUUUUGAUAGGCUUAGUAAAAAAUCCGAAGAAAAACGAUUAAUUCCUUGGUGUUUGGCUGCCUUGCUGUUUUUAAUCAUUUUAGUUCCGACCUUGUAUUAUUUUUCUUACCGGUAUAAAUUAAAAAGGGACAGAGAAUUUGACCGGGAAAAUAAGCGGUUUAAAGAAUUAAAAGAUAAUUUGGAAUAUAUUAAAACUACUGGAGCCGAAGACCGAGAAAUCCAACAAAGCCAGCAGCAAUUCACUAAUAAUUUACGGAGAAAUUAUGCGUUUGUGCUCACUAAAAGUAUUUAUGCCACCAUCCCCAGUUAUAUCUUAGUUCGUUUCAUUCCUUUUACUUUUUUAGUAAUCAGCGGGCAAGCCAGCAAAGCCAUUCUAUACGCCAAACUAGAUAAAAUGUUUGAUGCUUGCAAAACUAUUUUUGAAAUGUUUUGGGCUUACGGAGGCUACGAGAGUUAUAGUUCCAGCCGGAAAAGAUUAAAUGAGACUCUGGCUAAUUUGGAAAAAUACCAGAUUUCUGUUCCUGCUCCCAACUACUUGCCAGCCAACAGAAAUAAUAUUAUUUUUCAGCAAGUUCAUUUCACUUAUCCCCAAACGAAGAAAAAAAUACUAGACAAUUUUUCUUUCAACUUUCAAAAGGGAAAAAAAUACUUAAUUACUGGACCGAACGGAAUAGGAAAAAGCACUUUAUUUAGGUUAAUCGUUAAGCUUUACACACCCCAGCAAGGCAUUAUUAAAUUAGAUGAUACGGGAUUAGAAAAAAUUGAUAACUCGACUUGA
Molecule: messenger RNA, 1033 nt
Organism: Racocetra persica
Lineage: Eukaryota; Fungi; Glomeromycota; Glomeromycetes; Diversisporales; Gigasporaceae
Source: the annotation of a GenBank genome assembly